AUGCGGUGCGCAGUCGAUAUUAGCGCGCCCGCCGUGUCGGUCGCUGUGCUAGACGCGCGGUUCGUGCUCGCGGCCAAGGCGACGUUGAGCUUUGCCGACGAUGCGCAGGAGCAGAGCCUCGUCUACAGCCGCAAGACUCUCCGCGACGCCGAGGGCAAUGAAGUCGCGACCUUGCGCCGCACAACAGGCGUCUGCUCCACGUCCGACGAGACCUUUCUCGUCGAGAGCGCGCUCUUGGCCCAGCCCGCAGAGAUUGUCAACACGACGGGCUGGAGCUGGUUGACGCUCACGCAUACGUGGCGCCUCGACGACCACGGGUCUGCGCUCAGGAUCGCCGGCCGCUUCUACUCAUCCAACGCGACCAUCUCGGUGCUUCUCCCGACGCGCGAAGUGCUGCAGGUCGCCACUGCUAGCCGCCGCCUCCAGACCGUGACGCUGGAACGCGGUGUCGACGCGGCCGCAGUGCUCCUCCUCUGCCGGACGUGGUCGCACGCCCAGCGCGACUUGAUGGCGAGCACAUUGGUCGCCGUCCCGCUGCCGAUCUUCGUGCUCGUCUCGUUCUUUGUUGCGGUUCCGUACCAUUGGCCUGUCUUUGCCGGAAUUCUGGUUCUUGAGAUUGCGCUGUCCCUCGUGCUUACGGCUCGCUUCCGUGGGUAA
Saprolegnia diclina VS20 is the source of this 657-nucleotide messenger RNA. RefSeq lists its product as hypothetical. Lineage: Eukaryota; Oomycota; Saprolegniomycetes; Saprolegniales; Saprolegniaceae. The record is from RefSeq and is a predicted model, not a curated record. The transcript has a single exon. The coding region runs from base 1 to 657 and encodes 218 amino acids.